Hibiscus syriacus is the source of this 868-nucleotide messenger RNA. RefSeq lists its product as uncharacterized. The transcript is spliced from 2 exons. The record is from RefSeq and is a predicted model, not a curated record. Lineage: Eukaryota; Viridiplantae; Streptophyta; Magnoliopsida; Malvales; Malvaceae. The coding region runs from base 97 to 243 and encodes 48 amino acids.
UCUAUUUCUUUCCUCCGAAGGGUGAAUUGAUUGAUACACAAAACUCAAACCCACAACAAUAUUUACUUGUUUCAAAGAAAGAAAGAAAAAAAGGAAAUGGUGAUGCCAUUUGGCGUGGCUCUAGAGAUGGCAAGGAUGGUGUGGAUAGCUUUAAGUGGAUGGGUUUGUUCUUGCUUGACGAUUGCCGAUGAAGUCGCUGCCUCUCUCAGAAGUGGUGAUAUUGGUCCCUUCCAUGUUGGCUAAUCUCAAUUGUUAUUUUUUUCUUCUUCUUCCAAUCAAACCCACAUCUCUGCUCUAGAAGGCUUGUAAUGGGCUUUAUGGCUUCGGCAUAGGGUUUGUUGGUUUUUGUAUUUAAAAUUCCUGCUUUAUUUUUAUUGUUGUUUUCUUUUGGCUUAUUGAUGUUUUGGAAGGCAGCUGUUAAUUAAUUGUUAGGGAUAGAUACCAAAUAUGCCAUUUCGAGCCAAUAUUCAAUGACAUCACUUUCAUUUGGUUCAAUAUACAAACAAAAGAACUAUUUGAUGGAAUAUGCCUUAAACCCUAAAAAACACUAAUAAGUAUUAUGAUUUGACAAAAUGGUGUCAGAAAAAGGAAAAGUAAAAUGUCGAGAUGGGGAGCAAUUUUCUUCCUCUCCCUCUUUUUCCUCUCUGUUUUCUCCUCCUCAGCUGCUGGCACCAAUCCAAUGUUCAACCCCCAAGGCCUUGGGGAAGUUAGCCAGUGUCAAUCCGGGCUCUAUGAUCCAGAUUGGCACUAUGUGGCAUGAGAUCUGGCCAAAUUGACACCAUCUGUUACCAGCUCCUAGCCUGUCCUGCUGCAGGUUGUGGUGCUGGCUUGCUCACAAACAAGGAAAAAAGAGUAUUAAAAGAGGGAA